Hyposmocoma kahamanoa is the source of this 622-nucleotide messenger RNA. It is a transcript of the gene Dad1, whose product is annotated as dolichyl-diphosphooligosaccharide--protein glycosyltransferase subunit DAD1. Gene Ontology annotation, biological process: protein N-linked glycosylation. The record is from RefSeq and is a predicted model, not a curated record. The coding region runs from base 6 to 428 and encodes 140 amino acids. The transcript is spliced from 2 exons. Gene Ontology annotation, cellular component: oligosaccharyltransferase complex; membrane. Lineage: Eukaryota; Metazoa; Arthropoda; Insecta; Lepidoptera; Cosmopterigidae.
UUGACAUGACAGCUACGGCAUCCUGCCCUACGGCUGACGUGUAUUUCAAGAUUUCGAAGCGGACGCAUUUUCAAAUUAAUUUAAGCAAAAUGACUUCCCUAACUGCUGUAAUUCCGAAAUUAUAUCAAGAAUACACCAUUAAAACUCCCAAGAAGCUGAAGAUCAUCGAUGCGUACCUACUUUACAUUUUCCUGACUGCUGUGAUUCAGUUCGCAUACUGCUGCCUUGUCGGCACUUUUCCAUUCAAUUCUUUCUUGAGCGGGUUUAUUUCCACCGUUAGUUCAUUCGUACUUGCAGUGUGCCUACGACUGCAAGUGAAUCCUGAGAACAAAAAUGAAUUCCAGGGCAUCAGUGCGGAGCGUGGCUUCGCAGAUUUCAUAUUUGCACACCUCGUGCUACACAUCGUCGUUAUUAACUUCAUAGGAUAAAUUAAUUGUAUUCUCUUCAUUUUUAAGAAAUAAAUUGUAUGGUUCAAUUCUGGUCUGUCUUGUUAUUAAUUCACUGUGUUGUGGAUGAAUUUAAUUUUGCAACUGCUAAAAUAUGCUAUUGUCACAAUAAAUCAGAUAAUGUUCAUGAAAUAAAUAAAUGGUCGUUUUGAGGAUGAUUGCUAUUUACAUAGGGA